CCAAAACACCUCUAUAGAUCCCCCACCGAUCGCUAUUCGAAGCUUCUCCGUUCCUUCCUCCCUCUCGUAAGCGCACGGUGACGACGGAGUGAGCGAGAGCGAGGCAACGGUCUUGGGCAGAUCCUAACUCCACUCUUUCUCUUUCUUCGGAAGGCGACGCAUCUUUGUUCCCUCAUUUCCUAUCUUAGGUCUCUCUCUCUCCGAUCCCUGAUGCAUGCUUUCCUAAUCGAUCAUCCAGGUCGGUCAGAUUACCUAAUAUUUGACUUCGUCACCUCGAUCCCUAUGAUAUUGUGUCUACUUUACUGUCAGUCGAUCAUGUAGGCUCUGUAUAAUUUGUCCGUCAUCGGUGGCUUUUUUCUGGUAUUUUCUCAUUGAACUAAAUAUUUGUACUUAUUAUAGGCAUAUGCUUGUGGUGAUUUGAUCUUUUGGUUGUUUUAAGUUGGGAUUUAGGGUUAGGGUUAGGGUUCAGGGUUUACAUUUUAAUCUUCUAUGCGGGAGCUACAUUUUAUUUGAAAAUUUUGGUCUGGGUGAAUUUUUUUUCCUUUUCUUUCGGUGCAUAUAGGGUUUUGCUGGCACAAUUAUAGGAAUUAUUUUUAAGUUGGUUUUAUGGGUAUCAAAGUUUGUUAAGCUCAUGUCUUAAUGUGGAUAUUUUCCUGGAGUUUUUGUUUGGUUAAUUGUUUGUUUGAUUGAUAAGUGAUAUUGUGCUUAUGUCUCUAAAUACUAAUAGACGAGGAACUUAAUUUUCUCAGUAACACCAGAUCUUUUGAGUCCUUGACAAUGCAAUUUGUAGAAAUGAUUCCUAUUAUGGCAUGCAGACUGGCAGAAUUUUGGUUAGGAGAAUUGUGUAUAUAAUUGGUAGUUCAAGUAAGGUUCUGUAACUUUGUUAAACAUGCAAGUGGGAAAUAUGACAUAAUGGGCUGUUAUAAGUUAAUAUAAUUGGGUGUGUAUUCUGGUAAUCGAAUUAUUUGAGCCUUUAUCAGGUGAUUGUUGCCCUUUAGUCUGUGGUUAAGUCCUUGAUGAAGUUGCUUGGUUUUGCUAAUUUUAUAUUUUAUCUGUUGGCUUCCAUAUUGUUCUCUAGUGCCAUAAACGUGGUGAUGGAGAUCACCCAGGUCCUGUUGUCUGCUCAAUCUUCUGAUGGGCAGAUUCGAACUGUUGCUGAAGCAAACCUUAAGCAGUUUCAGGAACAAAAUCUCCCUCGUUUUCUACUUUCUUUAUCUGUUGAGCUAUCAAGUGAACAAAAGCCUCCUGAGUCUCGGAGACUUGCUGGUAUCAUACUUAAGAAUUCCCUAGAUGCAAAGGAUGCAGUACGGAAGGAAGAACUGACUCAGAAGUGGGUCAGUGUGGAUGCAUCUAUCAAAGCGAAAAUCAAGGAAUCCUUGUUGCAGACUCUUGGAUCAUCAGUAUCUGAAGCACGUCACACAUCAUCCCAAGUCAUUGCCAAGGUUGCAUCCAUCGAGAUACCACGGUGUGAAUGGCUGGACCUUAUAGGGCGGUUGCUAAAAAACAUGACUCAGCCAGAUGCCCCUGCUCCUUUGAAGCAAGCAACCCUGGAGGCACUGGGGUAUGUUUGUGAGGAGGUAUGUCCUCAGGACUUGGAGCAGGAUCAAGUAAAUGCUGUUCUAACUGCUGUCGUUCAGGGCAUGAACCAGAUGGAACAUAGUUCUGAAGUUCGCCUUGCAGCUGUGAAGGCACUUUAUAAUGCUCUAGAUUUUGCUCAGACUAACUUUGAGAAUGAGGUAGAGAGGAACUUCAUCAUGAAAAUUGUCUGUGAGACUGCUAUGUCAAAAGAGUUGGAGAUCAGACAAGCGGCACUUGAGUGUCUUGUUUCUGUAGCCUCUACAUAUUAUGAGUAUCUUGAGCCUUACAUGGAAAGCCUCUUUGAUUUGACUGCAAAUGCAGUGAGAGUAGAUGAGGAGCCUGUUGCUCUUCAAGCCAUUGAGUUUUGGAGCUCUAUAUGUGAUGAAGAGAUUCAAAUUCAAGAGGAAAUUGGGGAAGAUGGUGGGAGCUCUUCUCCCCAUUCUAAUUUUAUAAAACAAGCACUUCCUGUGCUGGUGCCAUUGAUGUUAGAAACAUUGCUGAAGCAAGAGGAUCAGGAUCAGGACCAGGAAGAUGGUGUUUGGAAUCUGUCUAUGGCGGGUGGGACCUGCCUUGGACUUGUCGCAAGAACCGUUGGGGAUGCAAUUGUGCCCCUUGUGAUGCCAUUUGUGGAGAAUAAUGUAACAAAGAGUGACUGGCGAAGUCAUGAGGCAGCUACUUUUGCAUUCGGGUUAAUUCUUGAAGGUCCAUCCAUUGAAAAGCUUGCACCACUUGUUCAUGCUGGACUUGAGUUCCUGUUGAAUGCAAUGAAUCACCAAAAUAGUCAUGUCAAGGACACAACAGCAUGGACCCUUGGUAGGAUCUUUGAGUUUCUGCAUUCUGCAAGUAGUGAAUAUCCAAUUUUGACUACCACAAACCUUCCUCGAAUCGUGUCUGUAUUACUGGAAAGUAUCAGAGAUGCUCCAAAUGUGGCUGAGAAAGUUUGUGGAGCCAUUUAUUUCCUUGUCCAGGGCUAUGAGGAUGACGGUUCCAAUUCAUCAAUGCUCACGCCUUAUCUUGGUGAUAUUGUUUCAGCUCUCCUCUCUACAGCUGAUCGUACCGACACAAACAAUGUGAGGCUUCGUUCAUCUGCAUAUGAAACACUGAAUGAGAUAGUUCGACGUAGCAGUAUACCUGAAACUUCAAACAUGAUUGCCCAUCUACUCCAUGAAAUCAUGACUAGAUUGAGCAAGACUCUGGAGCUCCAGAUCGUCUCUUCGGUGGACAGGGAAAAGCAGAGUGAUCUGCAAGCCCUGCUAUGUGGUGUUAUUCAAGUAAUAUUACAGAAAUUGAGUUACUCAAAUGAGACAAAGUCUAUAAUUUUUCAGUCUGCUGAUCAGAUGAUGAUCCUGUUUCUACAAGUUUUUGCUUGCCGCAGUUCUACCGUGCACGAAGAAGCAAUGCUUGCAAUUGGAGCCCUUGCUUAUGCCACAGGCCCUGAAUUUGCAAAGUGCAUGCAAGAGUUCUACAAGUAUCUGGAGAUGGGUUUGCAGAACUUUGAGGAAUAUCAGGUCUGCUCUAUAUCUGUUGGCGUGGUUGGUGAUAUCUGUCGUGCAUUAGAUGAAAAGGUUCUUCCAUUUUGUGAUGGUAUCAUGAGUCAACUUCUAAAAGACCUCUCCAGUCCUAUGCUUCAUCGGUCUGUAAAGCCUCCUAUAUUUUCAUGCUUUGGAGAUAUUGCUCUUGCAAUCAGUGAGCAUUUUGAAAAGUACAUUCCUUUUGUGAUACCGAUGCUGCAAGGAGCUGCAGAACUCUGCUAUCAACUUGAUGUAAACGAUGAUGAUAUGCAAGAAUAUGGUAAUCAGCUUAGACAGGGUAUUUUUGAGGCUUACUCUGGCAUACUUCAGGGGUUUAAAAGUUCCAAGUCAGCUCUGAUGUUUCCUUACGCAAGUCCUCUUCUGAAGUUCAUAGAAGCUGUUGUUAUGGAUAAGAAUAGGGAUGAAGAGGUAACUAAAGCUGCCGUCGCAGUGAUGGGAGAUCUUGCAGACACUCUUGGUCCAAACACAAAGGUCCUAUUUAAGGAUGUUACCUUCCAUAUGGACUUAUUUGGGGAGUGUUUUCGAUCAGACAAUGACCAGUUGAAGGAGACUGCCACUUGGGCUCAAGGAAUGAUUCGACGAGUAUUAGUUUCUUAAGUGGAUAUAUCUUUCAACAGUCUAACCAAGGUUUCUUUGUCAGGUUAACAAGGUAAGGUUUCUGCAUGGUCUUCUGUAGUGUACCAAAGUUUCUGUUCUUGUGUUAUUUCUUCUGUUUCUGUGUUCUUACUGGCAAUGUUUUUCCACCAUAGACCAGGUGGUACAUGUGGUAUUUGGUUCACGAUCCACUAGUUUGUGGUCACAAAUUUCCUGCUCAAUCAAUUUCUUUGCUUC
This is a messenger RNA of Musa acuminata AAA Group (dessert banana), 3941 nucleotides long. RefSeq names its product importin subunit beta-1-like. Bases 1017 to 3707 code for a protein of 896 amino acids. Lineage: Eukaryota; Viridiplantae; Streptophyta; Magnoliopsida; Zingiberales; Musaceae. Gene Ontology annotation, molecular function: small GTPase binding; nuclear import signal receptor activity. Gene Ontology annotation, biological process: protein import into nucleus. The transcript has 2 exons. The record is from RefSeq and is a predicted model, not a curated record. Gene Ontology annotation, cellular component: cytoplasm; nucleus.